Molecule: messenger RNA, 1893 nt
Organism: Quercus lobata
Lineage: Eukaryota; Viridiplantae; Streptophyta; Magnoliopsida; Fagales; Fagaceae
Product: NAC domain containing protein 50-like
Exons: 4
Coding region: 1-1182 (393 amino acids)
Biological process (GO): regulation of DNA-templated transcription
Molecular function (GO): DNA binding
Source: RefSeq, a predicted model, not a curated record
AUGCGCCGUGAAACGCCGUCGUUGCCAGCACCGCCACCCACGGUGUUGGCACUUGGGUUCAGGUUCCACCCCACGGACAAAGAGCUUGUCAUAUACUACCUUAAACACAAGGUUUGCGGCGAACCCUUUCGAAACAAUGCUAUUUCCGAGGUCGACAUCUACAAGAGCGAGCCUUGGGACCUCGCAGGUUAUAUCCUUGGCCGAGCCCAGGGUGGAUUGAGGACCAAUUGGGUGAUGCAUGAGUACAGGCUUGUAGAUGAAGAAUUGGAGAAAGCUCGGGUUGGGGCUACUAUGCAGGAUUCAUAUGUGCUGUGUCGGGUAUUUCUUAAGAAUAAUAUUGGACCACUGAAUAGCCACCGAUAUGCUCCUUUUAUUGAGAAGGAAUGGGAUGAUAGUGCACCGGUUUUGCUUCUGGGGGAACAGGCUGGGAAGGAAGUGGUAGCCGUCCACAAUCCAUUUGAUGUAGAGGCUGGCUAUGAUGCACAUGCUGAAGAGGCUGGUCAUGAUGAAUGUGAUGAAGAUGCUGGCAAUGUUAUAUAUGCUGAAGAGAAUGGCCGUUACGAAUAUGUCGUGAAUGGUUAUGUUGAAUGCGUUGAAGGGAAUAAUUUUGAGCGGGAUACUCAGUCCAUUAACGGGGCUCCUCUUAGUGCUAGUGAAGUACCAAGAGAGAAUCAAAAUGCUCUGGUCGUUUGCAAGAGUGAGAGAAUGGAUGAUUAUCCUUCGCCGUGCUUGGCUAAUCCAAGACCCAGCCCACUAUUAAGGUAUAAAAAAAGGCGUAAUAAUGAAUUGAACUCUAACCAUUCAAAUGGUUUAGAGACUUCAACUAGGACAAGUCAGGAUCAUUGCUCAUCUACAACAACCACCACCACCGCACCUGCAACAAGAAGGAAUUUCCUUUCUAAACUCGAGGAAUGUUUUCUAUUAGAAUAUAUUGAACCCAAAGAUAGUCUUUCGGUUUCUCCUCUGUUUGAUAUUGCUAAUCUUGAUUCGUCCGUGCCUCCUAGCUGCUUGAAAUUCAUACAAGAUCUGCGAAAUGAGAUGCAUAAAAUUUCAGUAGAGAGGGAGACAUUGAAGUCUGAACUGAGGAGUGCCCAAACCGUGUUUAACAUUCUUCAAUGUCGAAUUGAUCUUCUGAACAAGGAAAAUGAGGACUUGAAGAGGAGUGCCCAAGAUGUCAAGUGACUGGUAGGCGUAUGUUAUGUGAGUUUUGCAGCCCUUGGUGGGCUUUUCCCUCUCACAUCAGUUGAUCUGGGAUCAUGUAUUCUAGGGUCAGGAACUUUUUACUGUUGUUUGAACAUUUGUUUGUAAGAAUGUCAAACUGUAAUGUUGUAUCGGCUAUCGAAGCCUUUGUUCUGAAAAAUAGGUAAUGUAUGAAUUAGCUGAAACUUAAAGAGAUGAUACAACUGGACUAGAAGACAUCAUAACUUCUGAAUCUUUGUUGAUGGUGAUGGGUUCAUCUCCUACGAACUACAUGUAGUGUGAAGAUCAUGUGAUAAGCAAGUCUCAAUCAAGCGAAUUUGGUUGUGUACGUGUAAGCAAUGCAACUCACGCAAGUCUUGGCAAUGACAACUGCUGCGUGUUCUGAAAUUUUGAGGUUCUUAUCUUGCGUGCCUUCUUCAUGUUACUCACUAUCAUCGGCUGCAUCAACGCAGGUUAACACAAAUUGUAAUGAGAAAUUACCCCAUUUUCCUUGGAUGGCUAUAAGGGCGUCGGUAAAAGUUUCUUUAUCUGAUAUUUAUUAACCUUCGUGUUUACCGCACAGUUGUAGACUCUACUAUGUACUAUAUGGCCCACACGCUCAAUUUGUCCGAUUCUCGAAUCUCGGAAUUGGUGCAUAUAUAUGAUAUUUGCAACUAAAUUCAACGUUGAAAACAGUGAACAGGAUAUUUGAUA